Molecule: messenger RNA, 1763 nt
Organism: Triticum dicoccoides
Lineage: Eukaryota; Viridiplantae; Streptophyta; Magnoliopsida; Poales; Poaceae
Product: CBL-interacting protein kinase 17-like
Exons: 12
Coding region: 100-1500 (466 amino acids)
Biological process (GO): protein phosphorylation; signal transduction
Molecular function (GO): ATP binding; protein serine/threonine kinase activity
Source: RefSeq, a predicted model, not a curated record
CGCCUCGUCAGCACGCGAAACACGCCAAUUCACCGGCCCAAAUCCCAAUUCACCACGAACGACGGAACGAGUCGCUCUCCAGGCAGCAGCGGGCAGCAGAUGGUGGUGAGGGGGGACGCGGAAGAGGCGGCGGCGGGGUGCCGCGCGCGGGCGGCGCUGCUGGGCGCGUACGAGCUGGGCCGCACGCUCGGGGAAGGCAGCUUCGGCAAGGUGAAGCACGCGCGGCACCGCGCCACGGGGGGGCACUUCGCCGUGAAGAUCCUGGACCGCGGCAGGGUGCUCUCCCUCCGCGGCGCCGACGACCAGGUCCGCAGGGAGAUCGCCACGCUCACCAUGCUCGCGCACCCAAACGUCGUCCGCCUCCACGAGGUUGCUGCUAGCAAAACAAAGAUCUACAUGGUGCUUGAGUUUGUCAAUGGAGGAGAGCUGUUUGACAGGAUUGCAAUGAAGGGAAAACUAUCCGAACGAGAAGGAAGAAGACUUUUUCAGCAGCUAAUUGAUGGCGUGAGCUAUUGCCAUGGAAAGGGUGUCUACCACAGAGACCUUAAGCCUGAAAACGUUCUGAUUGACCGAAAAGGCAACAUCAAGAUCUCUGAUUUUGGUCUAUGUGCUUUACCUCAACAUCUCGGGAAGGAUGGAUUGCUGCAUACAACUUGUGGUAGCCCCAACUAUAUUGCACCUGAGGUUCUGCAGAACAGAGGUUACGACGGAUCACUGUCGGAUAUCUGGUCUUGUGGAGUAAUUCUUUACAUAAUGCUCAUAGGCCAGCUUCCGUUUGAUGACCGAAAUAUGGUUGUUCUUUAUCAGAAGAUUUUCAAGGGUGACACUAAGAUCCCGGAGUGGCUUUCGCCUGGUGCACAAAACCUUCUUAAGAGGAUUCUUGAACCAAAUCCGAUGAAGAGGAUCAAUAUGGCAGAGAUCAAACUACACGAAUGGUUUCAGAAAGACUAUACUCCUGUUGGUCCAUAUGAUGACGAUGAUGAAGAUGUACGGCUUGGUGCAAUUCUGCCUGUCAAACAGCAAAUUAGUGAAGCACCCGGAGACAAGAGUACUCAUCAGAUGAAUGCUUUUCAGCUGAUCGGAAUGGCAUCUUCCCUCGAUCUUUCAGGGUUUUUUGAGGAAGAGGGAGUGUCCCAGAGAAAGAUCAGGUUCACAUCAACACUUACACCAAAGGAUUUGUUCGACAAGAUUGAUGUCUCGGCGACGCAGUCGGCGUUUCAUGUUCAGAGAGCGCAUAGCAAGCUAAAAAUAACAGGCAAUUGUAAUGGACUGAACAACCCUUCGCCAUUCUUAGUCUGUGCCGAGGUGUUUGUGCUUGGCCCCUCUCUGCAUGUUGUGGAGCUUAGGAAGUCCCAGGGUGACACUGCAGUGUACAAAAAGCUCUGCGAUAGGAUCUCGAGUGAUCUGGGGAUUGACAAUAUUUUCGGGAUGGGGUCGCUCUUCGAUGAAAACCUCCCUAACUUCGACAGCAGAGCCGCGACACCACUGGUUGCCUUGUGAUGAGUGAUGUGCUGUAGGUACCCCAACUGACGUGAUGUUGUAGGACGCUAGGGUCAUAGCUGUUUAUUGAUUGGAAAUGACGAUGAUGGUGUAAGGAUUAGGAUCGUACAGUGUACAUAACUACAUACAGAUAGUCGAGUGAUGAAACUGACUACCAGCGAUGUAAUCAUUUUUUGCGCGAGAAGGCUAAAGGCCUUAUAUUAAAGUCUGACCAACCUUUACAAGGUUAUCAUUACAUAAAUGAAAAAUUACUCGCCAUCUUC